AUGGACCUAAACAACAUCAAGAAGCAGGUCUCGAACCUAACGCUGUACGACCUCAAGGCCGGCGUGCGGAAGAUGCAAAAUGCCGUCAUGAACUUCACAGAGAUGGAGGCUAAGGUUCGCGAAGCAACGAACAAUGAACCAUGGGGCGCUUCGUCAACCCAGAUGCAGGAAAUUGCCGAUGGCACCUUCAACUACCAAACCCUGAACGAGAUCAUGCCCAUGAUUUACCGGCGAUUCACGGAAAAGUCGGCCGAAGAAUGGCGGCAAAUCUAUAAGGCGUUGCAAUUACUCGAGUACCUGAUAAAACACGGCUCCGAACGUGUCAUCGACGAUGCCCGAUCCCAUAUUACGCUUCUCAAGAUGCUGCGCCAAUUCCAUUUCAUUGAUCAGAACGGCAAGGACCAAGGUGUUAACGUCCGGCACCGCGCCAAGGAACUGGCCGAACUUCUCGGCGACGUUGAACGCAUUCGAUCAGAGCGCAAGAAAGCACGCACAAACAAGGGCAAGUUCACCAGCAUGCAGAGUGCUGGAGGAUUUGGCAGCUCUAGUCGCUAUGGUGGGUUCGGAAGCGACUCUGGUUACGGCGGCGGUAGUAGCAGCUCGACGUUCGGCGGAUACUCUGGCGGCGUGUACGGCGACGGGGGUGGCUUCGGAGGCCAAUCCGACGAUUACCGCUCCACCCAGGGGCGUGGAGACAAGUUCGAGGAAUACGAUGAGUUUGACGAAGGAGAACGACCUGCUGCGUCGGCGAGCGCCGCUCGGGUGACGCGGGAUACUAUUGAGCGGGCGGGCGUGAAGCGAACCACGGAACAGCCAAAGAAGAAGGAACCCGAGGUGGACCUCUUCGACUUUGACGAACCUGCCGCUCCGACCGUGCCGGCUGUUUCUGCCCCUGCCCCUACCAACCCUUCCGGACUGGCGGCGCUUGAUAGUGGUGCCACCGACGACGACGAAUUUGAUGAUUUCCAGUCCGCAUCGCCUCCCAAGCAGACAGCAGCUCUCCAGUUGCCUCUGGCCGCACCCAAGCCGGUAUCUGCGCCUCAACAGGCGAAUUUGAGCGGGAUGGUCGCUUUGUCUUCUAUCUCCCCACCCCCGAGCUCCACUGCCAGCCCGGCCGGCAACAUGUCGGCUUUCUCUACCCCCCUCACUGCGAGUACGCUCUCCACGGCGGCGCAGGCGCCUAAGCCGACUGGAUACCAGGCAUCUGGACCCAAUUACUUCUCCUCAGUGCAACCUGCCGCUCCAUCUUCGCUCGGAGCCAAAACAUCUGGUGGCGCUCCAACUACUAAGCCGGCCUCGGGGGGAGACGCUUUCGGUGCUUUGUGGUCUCAGGCAAGUGUUGGCAUCAAGAAAAACACGCAAACCGGGCCGGGUCCGGCCAUGGGACAACUUGCAAAGGAAAAAAGCAGUGCCGGGAUCUGGGGUGCCCCUGCCUCGACAACCUCGAGCAACACUGGAGCGGGUAAUAAGCCACUCGGUAAUGGACUCGAUGACCUUCUGGGUUAG
Molecule: messenger RNA, 1506 nt
Organism: Chaetomium globosum CBS 148.51
Lineage: Eukaryota; Fungi; Ascomycota; Sordariomycetes; Sordariales; Chaetomiaceae
Exons: 4
Coding region: 1-1506 (501 amino acids)
Biological process (GO): Golgi to endosome transport; endocytosis
Cellular component (GO): plasma membrane; endosome; clathrin vesicle coat
Molecular function (GO): clathrin binding; phospholipid binding
Source: RefSeq, a predicted model, not a curated record